GUGUAAUUGGAAGGGAAGUAAUCAAGACGUUCAUUUCGUUUAAAUACGGAUAAUCAACAGUGAUUUUCUAUCAGUUUCAAUCCAAAGAACCAAGCCAACACAGCACAGUUCAAAAAAUCAAAAAUGGCAGUUAAGAUGAUCGUUUUCGCAGCCUGCGUGGCCACCGCACUCGCUGAAUACGCUGCCCCAGCUUACCCAGUACACCACGCCUACGCCCCAGAGCACUCGUACGAGUCCCCGACCCCGUACAACUUCGAGUACAGCGUAAACGACCCACACUCCUAUGACGUCAAGAGCCAAUCCGAACACAGCGACGGACACGGCAACGUUAAGGGAUCGUACAGCCUUCUGGAAGCCGACGGUUCCACCCGCGUCGUCGAAUAUACCGCCGACCACAGCGGUUUCAACGCCGAAGUCAAGAAAAUCGAAGGACAUAGCCACGGUUACAGCGCACCCGCUCCGGUUUACAAAUCUGCCCCAGCCUACAAACCAGCAUACGCUGCACACUCAUACGCCGCCCCAGCUCACUCUUACGCCUACGCUGCCCCAGCUCACUCUUAUGUAGCCCCAGCUCACUCUUACGCUGUCCCAGCUCACUCUUACGCUGCCCCAGCUCACUCUUACGCCGCCCCAGCUCACUCUUACGCUUACGCCGCCCCAGCUCACUCGUACGCCGCCCCAGCUCACUCUUACGCCACCCCAGCUCACUCUUACGCUUACGCUGCCCCAGCUCACUCGUACUCUGCUCCGGCUUACAAACCAGUUGCAUACAAGGCAUAUAAUGUAAUGACACAACUUCACAAAAUUAAAUUAUUUGGUAGGGAGGCAAUUAUAACUUUCCGUCAACAUAAAUACAGAGAAUCACUGGACAGUUGUUAUCAGUUUCCAUUCACAGAUCCAAGUACACACAAUACAGAAAAAAAAAUAACAAAAAUGGCAGUUAAGAUGAUCAUAUUCGCCGCCUGCGUGGCCACCACACUCGCCCAAUACGCCGCACCGGCUUACCCAGCACACCACGCUUACGCCCCAGAGCACUCGUACGAGUCCCCGACCCCGUACAACUUCGAGUACAGCGUAAACGACCCACACUCCUACGACGUCAAGAGCCAAUCCGAACACAGCGACGGACACGGCAACGUCAAGGGAUCGUACAGCCUUCUGGAAUCCGACGGUUCCACCCGCGUCGUCGAAUACACCGCCGACCACAGCGGUUUCAACGCCGAAGUCAAGAAAAUCGAAGGACAUAGCCACGGUUACAGCGCACCCGCUUCGGCUUACAAAUCUGCCCCGGCCUACAAACCAGCAUACGCUGCCCCAGCUCACUCUUACGCCGCUCCAGCUCACUCUUACGCUGCCCCAGCUCACUCUUACGCUGCCCCAGCUCACUCUUACGCUGCUCCAGCUCACUCUUAUGCCGCUCCAGCUCACUCUUACGCCGCCCCAGCUCACUCAUACGCUGCACCUGCCGCAUACGCCAAACACUCGUAUGCUGCCCCAGCUCACUCUUACGCUGCCCCAGCUCACUCGUACGCUGCCCCAGCUCACUCGUACGCCGCCCCAGCUCACUCUUAUGCCGCUCCAGCUCACUCUUACGCCGCCCCAGCUCACUCAUACGCUGCACCUGCCGCAUACGCCAAACACUCGUAUGCUGCCCCAGCUCACUCUUACGCUGCCCCAGCUCACUCGUACGCUGCCCCAGCUCACUCGUACGCCGCCCCAGCUCACUCGUACGCCGCUCCAGCUCACUCUUACGCCGCCCCAGCUCGCUCGUACGCCGCCCCAGCUCACUCUUACGCCGCCCCAGCUCACUCUUACGCCGCCCCAGCCCACUCUUAUGCCGCCCCUGCUUACAAACCGGCUGCAUACAAGGCUUACUAAUAAUUUAUUGUCAGUAAUUUAAUUUUUUUUUUUUACGCCGUUCUUUAAUUUUUUAUUAUGGAAUACGGCUCUUUUGUCUUACCAUCUGGACAUAAAUUAUUGUGUAUUUUGUUUUAUUGUAAUUAAUAAAAUAAAUUAUUUCAAUCACGAUAA
Rhopalosiphum padi (bird cherry-oat aphid) is the source of this 2031-nucleotide messenger RNA. RefSeq lists its product as uncharacterized. Lineage: Eukaryota; Metazoa; Arthropoda; Insecta; Hemiptera; Aphididae. Gene Ontology annotation, cellular component: extracellular matrix. The transcript is spliced from 4 exons. The record is from RefSeq and is a predicted model, not a curated record. The coding region runs from base 124 to 1878 and encodes 584 amino acids.